Molecule: messenger RNA, 1305 nt
Organism: Caenorhabditis sp. 36 PRJEB53466
Lineage: Eukaryota; Metazoa; Nematoda; Chromadorea; Rhabditida; Rhabditidae
Source: the annotation of a GenBank genome assembly
AUGAGCCACCCCACAACCCCAGCGGCGCCCGAUGAGGUGGCGCUACGCCCAGGCUGGAAGCAGAAGUCCGAGAUCACGAAGAUAUUGGACCCGAGGAUCCCGAAGUUCUCGUCGGGAAAAUCCUCCGAACUGAAGGAGUGGCUGGAGUCGUACUCGAAGAUCGUCUACCGGACGGGUGUGCCAAAGAAACUGGCCACGGAACUCAUCCCGUUCUAUCUGAGCGGGCCGGCCCUGCACAAGUACAACGCACUCCCGGAAUCGGUCACCAAGGAAUGGGAGACGAUGGCGAGAGGGUUAGUGGAAGCCCACAACUGCCCAGCCGACAAGGAACUCGCGCUGCAGGAGUUCACCACCCUCACACAGGGAUCCCGGACUCCAUCCGAAUUCGCCGAAGCGAUCAGGACAGUCGGAAACUACGCCUACGACGACGUCUACUCCAAGACGAGGGACCGACUACUCGCGGCCCAGUUCGUGAACGGAUCCGACAAAAAGAUUCGCAGCCGACUGCGCCAACUCCAGAAGGCGCCAACCACUCUUCGCGAAGCCACGGCCGAGGCCGAGAAGAUCCAAAGACUUCUGGAGAUCGAGGAGGCCGAGGACGAGGACGACACCAUGAUCGCCGCCCUCCAGAACAUGGGAUUCCAGGGCUACCCACAGCAGCCCAGGGCCCAGGGUCAGUUCCGAGGGAACUGGUAUCCAACCAGCCCCCAACAAGACUACCCGUCUCAAGGGACCUGGAACCGGAACAACUUCCGGCAGAGCUACAAUCAGCAAGGAAACUGGUGCUGGAAUGGACCCAAUGAAGGAUUAUUCGUCCCCCAAGAGAUUGGGACCCGCAAGGACUCGCACUGCAGAGUCGUCAUUGACUUCGAAAAGGAAAUCCCCGAUAAGGAUCAUUUGGAAGACGAAGAGCUCGUGGACGAACAGUUCGACGACGAAGAACUUGAAGACGAAGAGCAUAAGGUUGAGGAACUUGAUGAGUGGCAUGGAGAAGAAGAUUACGAUGACGAAACCACAGAAGAAACGGUAGAGGAGUACGAGCAUGAACCCGACUCAACCGGCGCCGAGUGGGAAAGGGCCCCACGUGUAUCCAGAACCGUCAGGUUACCGUCUAUUACUUCAAUACUCUCCGUCGCCAGAAUGCACAUGAUAAAUCCAACGGCUCCGAACAGUUCGCAAUACGCACAGGAGCCAGAGAGCCAAAGAGACUGUGGCAAUGAAGCCGACCAACUCUGGUGGGAACCGACAACAAGUUGGCCUAACCUGGCGCCGAGACGUCGCCGCUUUGGGGGAGGGGGGAUGUAA